Molecule: messenger RNA, 1669 nt
Organism: Eucalyptus grandis
Lineage: Eukaryota; Viridiplantae; Streptophyta; Magnoliopsida; Myrtales; Myrtaceae
Product: epoxide hydrolase A
Exons: 5
Coding region: 216-1154 (312 amino acids)
Molecular function (GO): hydrolase activity
Source: RefSeq, a predicted model, not a curated record
UGUCGCGUUGCUGGAUGCAAAAGGAGGACAACGCCUCAAACACGGCUUUCCAGUUCGCAUUUUAGCAUAAAAAAAAAUAAAAUUUGACUUUCUAACAUGGAAGAACCAAAAAGAGCAACUUCGAAUAUGCUGAUCUGCCUGAAGCCGAAACUGUAGAACUCCAACUUUCCCUCUCUCUCUCUCUCUCUCUGUGCCCAAAAGGAUCGAAAUUUUAGAUGGAUCAAAUUCAACACAAAUUCAUUGAAGUCAAAGGCCUCAAGCUCCACGUUGCUGAGAUCGGCUCUGGUCCCAAUGUAGUCCUGUUCUUGCAUGGAUUUCCGGAGAUAUGGUACUCGUGGCGGCACCAGAUGGUGGCCGUGGCGGAAGCUGCGUUUCGUGCGCUAGCACCUGAUUUCAGAGGCUACGGGUUGUCUGAUCAGCCACUUGAACCUGAAAAGGCCUCCUUUAGUGACCUUAUUAAGGAUCUUGGUGCAUUGCUUGAUGCACUAGGCGUUGAUAAGGUGUUUCUUGUAGGUAAAGACUUUGGAGCUGUUCCUGCUUACUUGUUUUCCCUCCUCCACCAAGAGAGGGUUCGAGGAGUCGUGAGCCUAGGAAUUCCGCACACCGCUCUCCCAGUUAUCCCCUCAUAUCAUGAGCAUCUCCCUGAAGGCUUUUACGUGUCAAGAUGGCAGGAACCUGGACGUGCAGAAGCUGAUUUUGGGCGCCUCGAUGCUAAGACAGUUGUGCGUAAUAUCUACAUACUCUUUUCGAGAAGUGAGAUACCAAUUGCCGCAGAGAACCAAGAGAUUAUGGAUAUAGUCGAUCCAUCUACCCCUCUUCCCCCUUGGUUUACAGAAGAAGAUCUUGAAGAGUACAGUUCUCUAUACCAGAAGUCAGGUUUUCGCACUGCAUUGAAAAUUCCUUAUAGGUCGUUUAAGGAGGACCAUGGAAUAACGGAUUAUAUCAUUAAAGUCCCAACACUCUUGGUCAUGGGAGAGAAGGAUUAUGUGUUCAAAUUUGCAGGCAUGGAAGAGUACAUCAGGAGCGGAAAGGUCAGAGAAUUUGUUCCCCAGCUGGAGAUUGUAUUUUCGCCAGAGGGAACGCAUUUUAUCCAGGAGCAAUCACCGGGUGAGGUGAAUCGGCUCCUUCUUGAUUUCCUUAAGAGGCAUAUUUGAUAAACACUAACAGAAGGCAAUAGGUUGUCAACAUUCACCAUUAAAAAGAGAUGUUUGUGAACCAAAUUCUCUGCAUAUUGCAUAUUUCUAAGCAAGAGAUCUUUUUGUUUGCACAAAAUACUUCUCAAUAAUCAUGGAUUCCAUCAAUAUUCACUUUUUUGCGUCACUCAAGUGAAUCAUUUGCCACUACAAAGAAGCUGCGUGUGUUGAUGUGAAGAAAACUCUGGGAAAACAGAUCUGCAGGAUGUGUAUUUGGGGCAGAGGAAUAAAUGAGUGCUGGUGCAGAAAUCUCACUUACAGAGCUUUUCUGCUUAAGAUGGCAAGUAAAAGAUGGACGUCAUGUGGUAACGAUCUUAUGAACUGCUGGGAUAGUUUCUGCAACCACUUUUCUGUUUGCCAACAAAGAGAAACUAUCCAGGGGGUUUGAGAUUCACUGUUGCAGUCUGCAUCUUCAAAUUUGCAGUUGUUAACUUGCUGAACAAGUUACUAAGGUGACUGUAUCCUGUUGGACUCAA